AUGAAUCUCAUGAAUUUUGGUCGUGAACAAACGGAAAAUGGUACAUUGGAUGAUAUGCUUCGACAAGUGGGUAUCAAUGAUGUUGGCACAUUUGUGAAUCAAUUUCGAAGCAAGGUUAAUGAAGACGCUGGUACGGAAAAAAAUGUUAAUACUGCAAGUGGUAGUCAACAACCUGAUCUCAUGUCAAUGGGAUCAUCAUUACUCAAUCAGUUCGGUGGUGGAAGUAGCAAAGGAAAAAGCAAAGGUUCUGGUGAUUUACUCAGUGGAGCAAUGGGUGCCUAUAAAAUGUUUUCGGGUAAUAAAGAUAGUAGUGGAGGAGAAGGACAAGGUGCUAGUGCUGGUGGUGGUGGUAAUUCGGCUGAUAUGAUUAACAGUGCAAUGAACGCUUAUAAAAUGUUUUCCGGUGGCAAAGGAACUGGUGGUAGUGGCACCAGUGGUGGGGGCAGUCUUUUUGAUACAAUUGGUUCAACCUUUGAAAAUGCUCAACAAUUGCAAGGUUUGCUCAAAUCAUUAGAUAAAAAUGGUGAUGGUAAAAUUACUAUUGAAGAUAUUCAACUUCUUCUUCAAGGUUUAGGACUUGGUUCUGUUUCACCAUACGUGUCAAAAGCUUUAUUUAAAGCUGUUGAUAAAAAUGGUAAUGGUGUACUUGAUUUAACUGAUGUUAUGGCCUUAGCAGCUAUAGUUAAUAAACUUAACAGUCGAUUUGGUUCAGGUGCAAAACAACAAGCUUAA
Rotaria sordida is the source of this 732-nucleotide messenger RNA. NCBI's taxonomy places the organism in Eukaryota, Metazoa, Rotifera, Eurotatoria, Philodinida, Philodinidae. The record is from the annotation of a GenBank genome assembly.